AUGCGUGCUGAAUUCCUUUCACUCCUGGCUCUCAACGCUGUCAGCGUUUUGGCCGCCCCCAAGCCUAGCACAGUUGGUGCCUCUGCUGCUGAGGCUACUCAGCUUGAGGAGAUCGCUGAUCUUGCUGCUGCCGCUUACAAGACUGCCCAAAAGACCAAGGCUGCCGGCACCUGCGACUGGAGCAAAGUCCGCGUUCGACGGGAAUGGAAUACCCUUUCUAAGAAUGACAAGAAGGCCUACAUCAAGGCUGUGAAGUGUCUUCAGUCUAAACCUGCCAAGGGUCCUGCGGACUUUGCCGCUGGUGCCAAGACACGCUUUGAUGAUUUCGUUUCUACGCAUAUCGAUGCAACUCAAACGAUACAUUACACAGGCAACUUCCUCUCCUACCACCGUUACUAUACUUGGUUGUAUGAGGAGGCUCUUCGAAACGAGUGUGGCUAUAAGGGAACUCAGCCUUACUGGGAUUGGUCCCUCACUGCCAUUAGUGGUCUCAAGAAGUCACCACUCUUUGAUGGCAGUGACACUUCCCUCUCUGGUGACGGCGCGAGCACUGGCGAGAACCCUGACAUUGUUCUUGGAGCCUCCAGCGGUCUCCCCCCCGUGUACCUCAAGACCGGUAACGGAGGUGGCUGUGUCACGUCAGGUCCCUUCAAGGAUAUGAGCGUCAACCUUGGCCCUGCAGCCCUUGACCUCCCUGGCGGCAAAGUUGAAGCCAACCCUGAUCCCCUUGCCUACAACCCUCGUUGCCUGAAGCGUGAUCUGAGCGACUCUGUCAACCGCCGCUUUGCUAACGCCACGUCUGUUCUGAACAACAUUGUCAACCCCAAGAAUGUCUUUGACUUCCAGAUGCAGAUGCAGGGUGUCCCCGGCACUGGAGACAUCGGUAUUCAUGGCGGCGGUCACUACGCCCUUGGUGGUGACCCUGGUCGGGAUGUCUACACCUCCCCUGGCGACCCUGCUUUCUACUUCCACCACUCCAUGAUUGACCGUGUCUGGUGGAUCUGGCAGAUGCUUGACACCAAGAACCGUGUUAAUGGAAAGGAUGCUCUUGCGGGCACAAACACCUUCCUCAACAUGCCUCCCAGUGCUGAUACCACAUUUGAGGACUCCAUCCAUCUUCCUUGGCUUGGACCCGAUAAGCAGAUCAAGGAUCUCAUGAGCACCCAAUCUGGUCCUUUCUGCUACGUCUACCUGUAG
This is a messenger RNA of Fusarium pseudograminearum CS3096, 1197 nucleotides long. RefSeq lists its product as uncharacterized. Gene Ontology annotation, molecular function: oxidoreductase activity. Lineage: Eukaryota; Fungi; Ascomycota; Sordariomycetes; Hypocreales; Nectriaceae. The record is from RefSeq and is a predicted model, not a curated record. The coding region runs from base 1 to 1197 and encodes 398 amino acids. The transcript is spliced from 3 exons.